Hydractinia symbiolongicarpus is the source of this 2306-nucleotide messenger RNA. RefSeq lists its product as uncharacterized. The transcript has 2 exons. Gene Ontology annotation, cellular component: membrane. Bases 130 to 1737 code for a protein of 535 amino acids. Lineage: Eukaryota; Metazoa; Cnidaria; Hydrozoa; Anthoathecata; Hydractiniidae. The record is from RefSeq and is a predicted model, not a curated record.
CAUAAGAGUACACAUUGUGUAUUGUCAGAUGCAAGUGUGAACAUUUUGUGAAUUUCAGUUGAAGAUCUAAUAACGAAAAAGAAGAGAAGGAAAAGGAAAAGGAAGAAGAAGAAGAACUAGAAACAAGAAAUGAUGACGAAGCAAAAAGAAGAAUCGACGUUAGCGACAAACCGUUCUUUUGUUUCGACAAAAGCUGAACACACUGUCAAGGAAGUUGAUCCCUGUAUGAGUUUUACUUCGGUUUAUGACGAAGAUAUCGAGGCCCUACCAUCAUGCAGCUCGAGCGUGUUCACAUUUUUCGCGCAAAGUGGAUUUUCAUCCUUGUUGCCAUUUCUUUCGAUCGUGCUUUUUAAAAAGGGUUUCGCUUGGUCGCAAAUUGGAACAAUAAACUCAAUAACAUAUGUCACAUCGAGUUUGUUUGGGUCGCUUUGGUCUUACGUUACACGAAAAUAUAAUGACAGAAAAGAAAUAAUGCUUAUAUCAAUUGCAGCAUGGCUAAUGUUUAUGUUUCCUUUGUUUUUUUUCGAAUUUUACGAAACACAAUACGCUUGUCAAUCAUCCAAUGCAACUGAUCAAGAGAAAUUGAAAAUUGCCGAAGAAGAUAAUACAAGAAAAAUGGAUGAUAAAUUAUUCUCCGCUUGGAGUGUGAUGGAUUAUCCAUUUCUUCUAGUAAUCACUUUUUUUGUUUCCGGCAGAAUAUUUCAAUCUGCUACGGAUUAUUACAACUUUGAUAGUAGCAACGAUCUGUUGUUGCGAAUGGAUGACGUAAAGUCGAUAAAAGAAUCUAGAUUUAAUAGCUUUUGGAUAAACAGUGCGAGUUCCAGUAUCGCUAUUUUCAUUGGUUGUGUUUUGGAUUCAGUGGACCACUGCAAUGAGUCUUUUGGAUACUUCCAGUCUUCAUUUUGCGCAUAUACUUUCUUCUUGUCAAUUGGAUUGUUGACUUUAUUUUUUACUGAUGUGGCGCCCUAUACAUCAAUAAGCUCAUCAGAUAAUUCGCCGAAGCAUAAAAGAAAUUCCAAAGUCCAUUCAAAAUGGACUGUUCAAAAAGGGGUAAUAAGCUGCUGUGUAAUUAUUGUUGGGGCAUCAAGAGGCGUACAUUACACAUUCCUGUACCUGCAGAUGCAUUCAGUGAAUGCAGUAUACCUACAAAUUGGUGUUGCAUAUAUGGUUCACAAAACGUCAGAAGCAUUGGGACAUUCCCUGAGAAGCAAAAUUUUAUCAAGAAUAGGCAUGGUUGAAGUUUUAAUAAUAAUUUUAUGUUCCGAGGCUAUACGCAACUUUUUAUACAGUUAUAUAUCUUCAUCUACACUAGCCUGGAUUGUUAUUCCCAUGGAAACUUUGACAGGCUUUUCUGUUUUAUUACCAGCUGUUGUUUCGCUGCAAAAGUUAUUAGAAGUUAAAACUAAAACCAACCAGAAUGCGCAUAAACAUUUUUACGUACUUUAUUGGUGCAUCGGGUUUUCAUUUGGACCGAUUAUAUUCGGCUUCUCCAGUGAUGUUUGGACGAGUGAACAUGUUUUUCAAUCUUUAUCGGUAAUCAAUUUAACAUUAAGCACUACGCUAGCUGUCACGGUAUUUUUAUCUCGCAAAACCAUAUUAACUUCACCUGAAGACAGCGAUGACGAAGAGUCCAGCGAUGACGACGGGAAUAUCUCCUCCUCGGAGUUUUUAAAACCGGAGGCAAUUGAAGACGGGAAGUUCUUCAUAACCGAUGCAAGAAGGUGUGAGGAGAAAUAAACAAAAAAUAAAGAAGACAAAAGUUAGAAAAUGAAAUAUUUUUACACGUUCUUUAAAAUAAACUGUAUAAAACAAAUGCACAAAAAAUGAUACUACUGUGGCAACAAUAAAUAGCCAUUUUUGGAUACAGUUUACAUCUACUUGUGGACUUCUAACAUGAAAAAAAAAACAUACACCUAUGAUUACAAAGGAAGACAUUUUUUGACUUUAUUUUUGCAUUCGCACGGUUAAAAAGACAGUAACAUACGAAUGAAAAAAGACAUUAAAAUCAUGUCAUUCAUAAAGAGGUUAACAAUUACCGGCUAUCUGUUCAUAUAUACUUGAGAUUAAUAAGCCCUGCGUCUUUAUCAUUUGUAAUUGCGCAUUACCAAAUAAUGCUAAGAAAUUCUAAUAAGCUACUUGUUAGGAACAACAUAGACUGUAUAUGCUUUCUGUUGAUCGACCUUUUGUUGGUAAGUUAGUUAAUACAGUAAAUAAAAAAUAUGUGCACAUAUGAAAAAAAUUAUAUAUAAAUAAAAAAGAAAAAUAAAGGUUCUAGUUGAAAAAAAAACCCUGUAAAGCUAUCUUCU